AGUGAUGAGCGGGGAUACAUGCUCAAUCAUGUCCCUGCGGUUCAACCAAGACGGAGGGUGUUUUGUCUGUGCCACAUCCAACGGCUUCCUUAUUUUCAACACAGACCCUCUUAGGGAGAAGCAAAGAAUAUUCUGGAAGGAUGGGGGCGUGGGUUGUGCUGAGAUGUUGUUUAGAUGCAGUCACUUAGCUCUGGUGGGUGGAGGUGUUCCUGCUCGCUACCCUGUUAACAAGGUUGUCAUCUGGAACGGGGCAACUCAGUCGGAGCUGUUCGAAAUGCAGUUCGAGAGUUUGGUGAAGAAUGUGCGGCUACGAAAAGACAGGAUAGUUGUGGUGCUGGAAACUUUGAUCAAAGUCUACACCUUCGAUCUCAACCCGCUCGAACAGGAGAGGUUUGAGUCAUGUCUCAACCCGCACGGACUCUGUGCUGUGUGCGCAGUUGAGGCCAACCCCAUCAUCGCCUACCCUGGACCGAAAGUGGGUCAGCUGGCCAUAGCCUCCCUAGGCAGUGGAAUGCCAGCAGAGUACAUAUGUGCUCAUGAGAGCAGCCUAUGCUCCAUUGCCCUCAGCAAAAAAGGAGACCUAGUGGCCACCGCCUCCGAAAAGGGAACCCUCAUCAGGGUGUUCAACACACACUAUAAGGCGCAAGUUGAAGAAUUUCGAAGAGGUACCCAACCUGCUCUUAUUUAUUCAAUAAACUUCAACCAGCCCGGAAACUUAGUCUGUGUGUCUAGUGACAGAGGAACGUUGCAUAUUUUCAACCUGAAAAACUCGACGCCCAACAACAACUCAGGAGGACGCUACGGGCGAUCUGGAAGCAUAUCAAAACGACUGGGCCAAGCCAAAACGAGUAGUGGUAAAAUAGAGCUGAAGUGCGGAGGCUUGCCUGUUUACUGUGAGUUCAGCACCCUUGAUGACAAGUCUAUAAUAGCUAUUUCUCUCGCAGGUGACUACAACAAAUUCAUCGCCAACGACACUGAGGGAUCCCUUAGCUGGACGAGAGACUUCUCUGAAAAUGUUUUGUCUCCUCGAGAUGUUUUUACAUCAUUUCCACACGUGCCUACAGUGGGCUAAAAAGCUGAACUUGAAUAAAUAGACUUCAAAUUAAUUUCUAUUGUGCUGUAAUGUUGUGCUUUAGGCGAUUGAUAUUCAGAAUUAUUUUUGUAUUUUCAAUUUUAUAAGGUUAAGUUGAAAUAAAAAUUAUGUUAUAUCUCGAAAAUCAACUAAAUUAGAUAGUGAUUUUGAUUUUUUUAAUAGAGAAUUUAAUGAUUUUUAGUGGAA
Messenger RNA from Symsagittifera roscoffensis, 1279 nucleotides. RefSeq names its product WD repeat domain phosphoinositide-interacting protein 3-like. Gene Ontology annotation, molecular function: protein binding; phosphatidylinositol-3-phosphate binding; phosphatidylinositol-3,5-bisphosphate binding. Bases 5 to 1072 code for a protein of 355 amino acids. Gene Ontology annotation, cellular component: extrinsic component of membrane; cytosol; phagophore assembly site membrane. Gene Ontology annotation, biological process: protein localization to phagophore assembly site; nucleophagy; protein lipidation. The record is from RefSeq and is a predicted model, not a curated record. NCBI's taxonomy places the organism in Eukaryota, Metazoa, Xenacoelomorpha, Acoela, Convolutidae. The transcript has 5 exons.